CAUAAAACAACGCUGCAUGUAGAUUGCGUAGUAAUUCCAAUUUAGAAUUUAAACUUUAUGACUUUGCUCUUGGGAAUCUUAACUGUCCAUUCAAUAAAACACUCCAAAGCAAUAAUUUUCAACUCUUAAUUGAAAUUACUACUGCGAUUUAAGUUCGGAUGAAAGGAUUUGCAUAUUUUACUAGCGUGUGAAAUCGAAAGUAGACUUAUUGUCAAAACAAACCCUGACUCGAGAUUCGAUGUGUACAGGGAUACACAAUAAAUGUCAAAAUGAUUCAAGUACUCCGAAGAACGCUCAUUAUUAUGGCAACUUGACACCGGACCAUCAAACUUCACUGAGCAUUCCAUGUACGUGAAGUUAGCGGCCUAGCGGCCUAGCGGCGUGAAGUUAGCGGCCUAGCGGCGUGAAGUUAGCGGCCUAGCGGCCUAGCGGCGUGAAGUUAGCAGCCUGGCGGCCUGGCGGCCUAGCGGCCUAGCGGCGUGACGUUGGCGGCCUAGCGGCCUAGCGGCCUGGCGGCCUAAUUAUUUUUUCUAUUUCCAAGCAAUUUCUAAAAGGUCGGCAAAAUGGCUCAAAGGGGACAGGCCGUUAUUAUCGUCAACAAAAACUUCCCAAAUCACAAAAGUCCUAGAAAAGGAGCAACAAAGGAUAUUAAAAAGAUGUUUAAACUGUUCACGUUACUGGACUUCCGUGUGAAACCGUACUGGAAUCUUAAAGGGGAGGAAAUGAGGAAAGUUAUCACUAAAGCUUGUGAGCACAAAAGUAACAAAGACAGCGAGUGUUUCGUCCUGGUGAUCAGUUCACAUGGCAGAGAAGAUGUCAACGCUAAAACUGGCUCAGGCGACGUGGUGCACGAACACGUGGUACUCGGGACGGACGAUGGCGUUGUACUCGUGGAGCAUAUACUCAAAGAAAUGGAAAACCCAACACUGAAAGGAACGCAGAAACUCUGUUUUUUUCAGGCUUGCCGAGUGUCCACCCACCGUCUAUCAAUUAUGAAAGAUGGAGUAGACUCGGGUGUAAAUGUGAAAGCCGUCAGCACAGUUGGUGGAGGAUCAGGGGGUAGUGAUGGAGGCAAGGGCAACUCCGAGGGCAUGGACGUCGAGGAUAUAGUGGAUUCACUUUUACAAGAUCUUGAGAAACCAAAAGAAGAAGACACGGCGGAAAAUGAAUGCACUGUCAUUGAAGUGAUAGACCCUUUGUCACUGCCGGACACUGAUGACGAAAGCGAGGAGGACGAGGAGGUUGACACCCAGCCUCUGCAGGACUCGGGACACCCGCCCCUCCCACCCCCGAGGAAUGUUGUCCCAAACUACUGCCCCCGGGACUGCCUCGUUAUGUACCCUGUGCAGCCGCACAAAUAUGCCUUCCGGUCACUCACAAAAGGGUCGUGGAUGCUGUACUUCCUGUACAAGAACAAGGAGAUGCUUCUGAAUGAAAAUGAAAACUUGAGUCUCCUGCAGUACCUUACCAAGGUGGCGGCCGACCUCGCCGCCAGGGACUACAACUGGGGAAGUGUGAAAGAAUUGCAGAUGGCCGCCACCAUUGUUCACAGGUUAACCGCUGACGUCCGCUUCCAACCUUUCGAGCAUGGUAUGAUGUCUCGAUUUAUACAAAAAACAAAGACGAAAGCUGGCUUUUUUCGUAAGCACCAAAUCGUUCUAUAGAGUACUUGCCUUAUUUCAUAAUGUUGUCUUUGAAUGUCCAAGUUUAUUGACUAAGUGUGCGUUGUUUAAACAGAAACAAAAAGAUGAUUUGUUUGAUUUUAAAAUAUAAACAAAUCAUUAUACCAUAUCAUAUAGGUACUUAGUAUAACCCCUAAUUUUGAGUUAUAAUUAAAUAUAGACAAAAUCAUCAUAUUAACGAAAACCUGGUUACACCUGAUUAAGCCUGGUUUAAGAGUUGUCUGGCUUGAUGGUCCCCUGCUAUGCAUCCUCUGUUUAUUGGCCUAGUUCCACAACAGGGUGCCAACUUUCCUCUGUAUUUGCUGUUGGCCAAUUGCCAUUAAGGGCAGCGUAUUUAGGGCUGUGUUCUAAGAAAAACGACUUAUCAAUACCCUUUAAUCGGAAAAAAGCAAAGCGUACGGUCAGUACGAAUUUGUAAAUGCAUAUUUAAAAUAUUCGUUUUAUUUAAUGAGCAGAUGCAUAUUGAUUUUCUUUUUUUCUUCUAAAAAAACUUGUUUUGCAUGCAUAUACAUGAAAGCUGCUUUUGAUUCUGUUAAUAACUUUUUCAAGGAGAGUUUGUCAAUUUUGUUAAACAUUUACUAACGAAAUAAUAGUAAAUGUUACGUAUAAUUAGAGUUAAAAUACUUAAAGAACAUGACUUUCUGUAUUGAGACGCAAACGUAAAUAACAUUUUAUUAUUUUUCAUUAGUUUUGUUAUUGCCAAUUAAGAUCGUAUUUUUUUUUUGAUAUUAUGUGGCUUCAACGACUUAAUCAUACAAAAACAAUUUUACCUGCCAAUUAGCAGUGAAAACAUUCCUUGGUAAACGGAUUUGUAGACCAUUUUAAAAACUGAUAAAAAUGGUUUUUUUUCGCCCAAUGAUUCUAGCUUUAGAGACCAUAUUACUAAUGGUAACUAACGCUUAUGAUGUAGAUAUUGAUUGUUUUUAUUAUACGGUUACUGUUGGCAAACUAGUUAAAAAAAUCAUCUACUUGUAUGUCUAUGCACAAAAACAGGAAUUGUUGCAGAUUCCAAAUAUUUUAUAUCACCAUAUAUUGCUCAUAUUUUUAACUAUAUUGUUGAUUGAGGGGUCUACCCUGAUUCAUGGACUGAACGUGUUGUUGUUUCAAUUUAUAAAACGGGUGAUAUAACUAAUCCCACUAACUAUCGCGACGUAACACUUGUAAAUAUUAUUGCUAAAAAUUAUAUUUAACGUUACAAACUCGUAUCAAUUAGUGAUGCGAAAGUGAGAAUAAAUUGAUAAUGCUCAAUUUGGACUUGGAGACAAGUGUAGUACAGUUGAUUGUAUUUUUACUCUACAUUCUGUUCCAGUAUACAAAAUGUAUUAUCAAACAAAAUGAAACUAUUUGUGCCUUUAUUGACAACGAAAAAGCAUUUGACUCGUGUCAUUCACGAUGAUCAGUGGAUAUUUUUUUAUAUUUACUAUUAUAUUAUAUUUUUUUUAUUAUAAUAAAAUAGUUUUGGCUUUUAGCAGUAACUGGUUAUCUAGGUAUGAUUUGGGAAUUCCACUAAGUAGAUAAAUCUUAUCCGGUCAACCAAUUACUAUGUUGCUUAUUUAGUGUAAUUCGCAAACCACAACUAAAUUACCAGUAACUGCUAGAAGCCAAAAGUGCAUUUAUAGAUAAGUGGUAACACGAAUCUAAUCUAGUUAUCCGUUAUCAUGUUACUUAUUAAGUGGAAUUCGCAAACCACAACUAGUUGGCCUGUUAGUGUUGCAUAGCUAAAAAGCGUAAAAGGUGGCAGUUCUGGGCACUUUCAAGCCUGUUUUAAGUCUAAUGAUAUUUAUCAAAAAAAUGUUUCGCGAAUAUUGACUAGAUAGCUAGAUAAUAAUCGCGAAAGUUAAGUGAUUAACAAAAAACAAUUCGCGAACACUAUCAGGUUAUCUUACGGCAAUUAUAUGCUACCAAAUUUAACACCUUUAACAAAUUUGUAUCUAUCUUAUAUAUUAAUAAUAUUAGGACUAUCAGGAGCCUAGCGAAUUUUGCUUUUAUUGCCAUGUCCAAACGAAACGAUUUCCUUGCUGCCGUUGCCACUGGAUUUGUUUAAAAUGCUACAUAUAGUGGCAUUUAGUUAGUAUUGAUAUAUGUGUGUUAAAGUUAUAGUUAUCAAACACUUAUGAUAUGUUUGUAAAUAUGUUUGAAUGUUGAUGUUUUACUUUCUCUUUUUGUGACAACCUUUGUGAAUUUUUUUUAUCAAUUUCGGCCAAAAUCAUGUAUUUGCUGAUAUUUCCAAUACACUGAAACUGAAACUGAUAAAUCAUAUUCAGUUUGUUUUAUGUAAUUGACACAUGGCAAGUUUAUAAAUUUAAUGAACUCGGAAUUACAAUACAAUUGGAAUUAUAUAAUUAUAUACAAUAAUCAAACGAACGAUGAUUCGAUGUUGUUAUUUUCCUGGAAUGGUAUUCAAAACAAAUACUUUACCUGAUUAAAGUUCCUAACUUGCCGUGUUGCUAUUGUUGAUGAUGUUCUUUUUAAAAAACUAAAUGUACUUUAUUCAAACAACGUUCAUCGAAUAUUGCCCUCUUAAAGCUGCACUCUAACAGAUUGAACGUUUAGACAACUUUUUUUAAUUUUUGUCUUGGAACGAGCAGUUUUUUUGCGUAAAUAUCUGAAAACCAGUGAUCAAAGACUGAUGACAAAAGAUCAGAUAGCAGAUUUUCAUAUUUCCUCUCAUAUUUUGAUGUUUUAUGCACUUUUCUUAAACCGUUAGUAACUGUUUAAGCCAUAACACAUUGAAUUUGGCAUGGAAAUAUGAAAAUCUGUGAUCUGAUGCUAAUUCCAAGACAAAAAAAAUUAAAAAA
Molecule: messenger RNA, 4480 nt
Organism: Mya arenaria
Lineage: Eukaryota; Metazoa; Mollusca; Bivalvia; Myida; Myidae
Exons: 8
Coding region: 564-1664 (366 amino acids)
Biological process (GO): proteolysis
Molecular function (GO): cysteine-type endopeptidase activity
Source: RefSeq, a predicted model, not a curated record